This is a messenger RNA of Contarinia nasturtii (swede midge), 1306 nucleotides long. RefSeq names its product glutamine synthetase 2 cytoplasmic-like. Gene Ontology annotation, molecular function: glutamine synthetase activity. Gene Ontology annotation, cellular component: cytoplasm. The transcript is spliced from 4 exons. The coding region runs from base 92 to 1180 and encodes 362 amino acids. The record is from RefSeq and is a predicted model, not a curated record. Lineage: Eukaryota; Metazoa; Arthropoda; Insecta; Diptera; Cecidomyiidae.
AUCCAGUGGAUUUCAGUCAGACUCUUAUCGAUAGUCAUAAAAAGUUGUGAACUUAUUCCAGGUGGUUUAAAUUUCAUUUCAGUCUACAGAAAUGUCGAAAACUUUAGAAACAUCGCCAAAUGCCCGAAUUAACAAGACAUUAUUGGAUCGUUAUGCAAAACUAGAAAUUCCAGAAAAUAAAGUGAUUGUCACUUAUAUUUGGUUUGACGAUUGCAUUCGCAGUAAAGAGCGUGUGUUAAAUUUAGCUCCUACAUCUGUGAAUGAUAUUCCAAUUUGGUGUGCAGGACACGGGGAAGAUGAUGGAAGCUUAUCUGAAUGGUAUUUGCAUCCGUGCGCUAUUUACAAAGAUCCAUUCCGUGGCGGUAAACAUAUUUUAGUGUGGUGCGAAACCUAUUCCGGCGACGGGAAACCGUCCAUCACUAACCAUCGUAAUAAUUGUGCAAAAAUAGCUGUUAAAUGUAGCGCCGAAGAGCCAUGGUUCGGAAUUGAACAAGAAUACCUUUUUCUCGAUAAUGAUGGGCAGCCCUUAGGUUGGCCCAAAAAUGGCUAUCCAGGUCCAAUUGGUCCGUAUUAUUGUGGAGUUGGUGCCGAGAGUGUAUAUGGUCGUGACAUUGUUGACGCUCAUUUGCGUGCCUGUUUGUAUUCUGGCAUAAGAAUUUUCGGAACCAAUGCUGAAGUCUUGCCAGGUCAAUGGGAAUUUCAAGUCGGUCCAUCCAGCAGUGUUAGCGUUUGUGAUGAUUUGUGGGUUGGACGUUUCUUAUUGCAGAGAAUUGCCGAAGAAUUUGGCGUUUCUGUAACAUUAGAUCCAAAACCAGUUCGAGGAGAGUGGUUUGGCUCGGGUUGUCACACUAAUGUUUCCACUAAAUCAAUGCGUGCAAGUGGCGGAAUUGAGGCCAUUAAUGAAGCGAUUGAAAAGUUAUCCAAAUCCCAUGAGAAACAUAUCAAAGCUUACGAUCCAAAUGGUGGAAAAGACAAUGAACGACGUUUGAAUGCUGGAUGUGUUACCGCACCUAUUGAUAAAUUCAGCUCUGGUAUUGCUGAUCGCAGUGCCUCAGUUCGCAUUCCAAAGACUGUAGCUGAUGCUGGUUGUGGCUAUUUAGAGGAUCGUCGCCCUGCUUCAAAUUGUGAUCCAUAUAUGGUUGUCGCCACAAUGCUUUCUACCAUUUGUCUCGAUGAGUGAAUGACAUGCUACGAAAAGAUAGACAUUUGGUUUGAUUAUUUCUUUGUAAUGAAGUUGCUAUGCCACUAAAAUAUUAGAAAUGGUAAUUCAACCAAAAUAAAAUAUUCAUCUUUUCCAUUACUCUAA